Diachasma alloeum is the source of this 1245-nucleotide messenger RNA. RefSeq lists its product as uncharacterized. The transcript is spliced from 6 exons. The record is from RefSeq and is a predicted model, not a curated record. Lineage: Eukaryota; Metazoa; Arthropoda; Insecta; Hymenoptera; Braconidae. Bases 82 to 846 code for a protein of 254 amino acids.
CAACUGAAUCCGUUCCAACUCUCUUCAUUUGUUCUCAACUGUCAUUCAUCUCUGCACACCAGCGAUUAUUAUACCCUAGAAAUGGUUGGCAUUAUUCAUCUAAUCAGGGAAGCUGAGACUGUGACUUGCAAGAACGGUACUCAAAAUGAAGUUUGCACCUUCUGCAUACAUAACAAUGAUGGUGAGAUUGUUCAAUGCGUUAUGUGGGGCGAUACCAUUGAUAGAUUCCUCGAUCAGCUGUUAGUGCACCAUGUCAUUCACAUCGAUGGAGCCUACCCAAAAUUUGUGAAGGAUCAGUUCAAUUCUGGAACAGUGCCCUAUGAAUUAAUUGUCCAAUCAAAUACAGAAAUUACUGAUUUGGGAAAGAUUCAGGCCACACAGCGUUCUCAAUCGACUUCUCCGGAAAUCAUCCCUCUGAUUAAUCUACCAACAUGCAAGAAAAUCGUUGCUAUCAGAGGAUUUGUGGAAACUCCUUGGGCUGUCAUAGAAAAACAAAUGGAGAGUACAGGGAAUACUUGUUAUGGAUCGAUUGCUGCUCAAAAAUAUUUUGUCGAUGUGAAAAUCAAUGACUUUCCUGCCAAAUUCGUCUGUCCGUAUUCGAAAGGGCAGCAUGUCCAAUGCGUUGGAAAACUGAUUAGAAAUGGAAACAGUUUUUUCUUCAAUGUCCAAAACUCAGAUUGCAUUUCUCUUGUUGAUCAGACAAUGGCAACUCUCAAAGAUCUCUUGUUAUGCCAACCAUUGGCUAAUCUCAAUUCAUCCACUCUUCACUCGGCUGGAGGUUCGUCUCAACCAAAGAAAUUGAAGAGGAAUGAAUUAUUUGCCAAACGAUUCCCUAAAAAAGGUUAAAAUCUGACAAUGAGGAUUACUUUUCUCUAUUUAAACAUAUUAAGACAAUUAAUUUCCUUUACUUAAAUAUCAUAAUUACUCCUUCAACACUAUAAAAAUACAACCGGAUGGACUGGUAAUGUUUAAAACAAUAGAUAAACAAUAAUCAACAAGUAGAUGGAGUGACAACGAUACGGGACUGAUUGCUUCGAAAUAUUCAACCAUCAGUUGAACUAUAACUCAUUCAAUUUCAAUUUCAUUAAAUAACCAUUCGAAUUCGAAUUAAAUUAAAGAAAAGAUAACAACAAAAAAUUCUCUUGGUAAAAAAAACCCUAAAACCCUAAAAAAUUCCUAAUGAAAAAUUCCUCGUAAAAAAGGUUUAAUGGUAAUAACAAACAGAAUAGAAUAUCAACCAUUAAU